UGUCAUGAAAAUCCUGAAACUCAUUCAUUCCCUCAUCUCAUUUCAUUCAUUUUUAUCAGUGUGUCAGCUGUUUUGUGUAGUGGAUGUAGUGAUAAGACUUGAGCCCAGCAAAACAUUCCGAAAUUAUUAAUAAAGUUUCAAGUUCUUGUGAAAUUUCUGUACUUAUGCAUUAGUAAUAGUUCCAAAAGUGUGUUUAUUUCAUUUAUAUACAAUGUCUGAUCUUGAAAGGGUUUUAAAACAAGCAGCGAUGCAAAUAGGGGCCGGCGGCAGUGCCGGGUUUAUAGAAGUGUGUAUAAUGCAUCCGUUGGACCUUGUGAAGACGAGACUACAGAUCCAAUCUAAUAAAACAUCGAAGUUGAGCUCUGAUCCUCACUAUUACAAUGGCAUAGUGGAUUGUAUGAAGAAGAUGUAUAGAUACGAGGGGCUAACGUCGUUCUGGAAGGGUAUUUUGCCGCCGAUUUUAGCCGAAACACCGAAAAGAGCAGUCAAAUUCUUUACAUUUGAGCAGUACAAAAGGUUUUUCAUGUUUGGCUCCAGUACACCAACUCCUAUAACAUAUUCCCUAGCUGGAUUGGGCGCAGGUAUUACAGAAGCCAUCCUGGUCAACCCGUUUGAAGUUGUGAAGGUGACAUUACAAUCAAACAAAGCCCUUGCCACUCAGAUACCUAGCACGUGGUCAGUGACCAGACAGAUAGUCAGAGAAAGCGGUUUAGGGUCAAAAGGACUAAACAAAGGCCUAACAGCAACAAUUGCGAGGAAUGGAGUCUUUAAUAUGGUCUACUUUGGGUUCUACCACAGUGUAAAAAAUUAUAUUCCUGAAUAUCAGGAUCCUCUACUAGAGUUCGGCCGUAAGGUAGCGAUAGGCUUCACAUCGGGGGUUCUUGGAUCGUGUGUGAACAUUCCCUUCGACGUGGCAAAGUCUAGGAUCCAGGGACCACAACCCACGCCUGGGAUUGUCAAGUACAGCUCCACCACCGGCGCCAUCUUGUUGGUGUAUAGAGAAGAAGGGUUCCGCGCGUUAUACAAAGGAUUGCUUCCCAAGGUGCUGCGGCUGGGUCCCGGAGGGGCCAUCAUGCUGGUUGUCUACGACUACGUCUACCACUUCCUAGAUAAUAAGUUUAAUAAACAAUAGGGAAGUAUAACUGGUUUGAACAUAGGCAAACGCAAGUCAUAUAUUACGUGAAAUCAGCACGCCUGUUUUGUAACAUUAUCAUCUGAUACCUGUCAAGUAUGGUUCAAGUUCCAUUCGUCAGGUUUUACGAUUUAAUUUUCUCUCUGUCAUAAAAAUAUCAAAGAUUUAGAUAGAUUUCAAGGCCAGAGUAAAUCUUCUAGGCGAGCUCACUCCAUCUUAGGUCUCGUCAUUGCCUUCGGGCAAGAGUGGGGCCAUGAGCAAACCAAUUAAAGGUAAAAAAAUAGGUCUGGUAAAUACGAUUGAUUCAUUACAGAAACUCAAGCCCAUAAUUCUUAAUUGGGUGGAGCAGAAAUAUAAGUAGUGCCUAAUCAGGAAGAUAACUUGCAAAUGCCCUUGAUAGGUUCUAAAAUAAAAUUUUAAUACAUUAUAGUUACAAUUGCUUGGAUCUGCCACGUUUAGUAUUUUUUAGGCUGACGCCUAUUUUUAAAUAAGCUAAAACACCUCGUAAUUUUGCAGUUAUAAAGCAUUUACAUAUCAAUUUAUGUAUAAAACACAUAAACCAAAGUAGAUAUAUUUAUAUUAAAAAAACAAUACCUAGAUAUGGUCUAAUAUUUAUAUAAUAUAUAAAAUUGUUAUUUUUAUACAAAAUAGUUAACUAUAAGAAACAGUUAUUUGAAUAAUAUAAUUUUCUAAAUAAGGUAAAUAGCUUGAAUAUAGUAUAUA
Messenger RNA from Pectinophora gossypiella (pink bollworm), 1855 nucleotides. RefSeq names its product mitochondrial 2-oxodicarboxylate carrier. The transcript is spliced from 4 exons. NCBI's taxonomy places the organism in Eukaryota, Metazoa, Arthropoda, Insecta, Lepidoptera, Gelechiidae. The record is from RefSeq and is a predicted model, not a curated record. The coding region runs from base 212 to 1132 and encodes 306 amino acids.